AUGGACGUGGGUGCCUAUCUCUCCCGGAUCGGGUACCAGGGCCCGACGGAGCCCACCCUGGAGACGCUGCGGGGGCUGCACCGUUGCCACCUGUUCUCGGUGCCCUUUGAGAGCCUGAGCGUGCACUGUGGGGAGCCCAUCACCCUGGCGCUGCCCCUGCUCUACGACAAGAUCGUCCGGCGGCGGCGCGGCGGCUUCUGCUACGAGAACAACGGGCUCUUCCUGUGGCUGCUGCGGGCGCUGGGCUUCUGCGUCGUGGGGCUGGCCGGCCGCGUCCGGAACCGCUUCACCGGGCGCCUCGGGCCGCCCUGCGACCACCUGGUGCUGCUGGCCCGGCUGGGGGGCCAGCGCUUCCUGUGCGAUGUGGGCUUCGGGGACGGCUUCCUGGAGCCCCUGCGGCUGGAGCCGGGCCUGGAGCAGCCGCAGGAGGGCGGCACCUUCCGGCUGGGCCUGGCGGGGGGCGUCUGGGCGCUGGAGCGGCUGUGGGCGCCGGGCGAGGAGGGGCAGAUGCUCUACACCUUCACGCUGGAGGAGCGGGAGCUGGGAGACUUCGCCGCCAUGUGCUGCUACCACCAACAGGCCCCCAGGUCCAUCUUCGCCUGCAAGUCCUUCUGCAGCCUGCCCCAGCCGGGCGGCGGCCACCUCACCUACAUGGGCUGGCGCCUCAUCGCCACGCGGGGCGGGGAGCGCACGGAGACCCCCCUGCAGCCCCACGAGAUCCCCGCCCUGCUGCAGAGCGCCUUUGGGGCCCAGCUGAGCGGGACCCUGGUGCCCAAGGACCAGGACAUACAGUCAUCCCCCGAGGGGGAGGAGAUGGGGCCAGCUCCCCCCCACUGA
This is a messenger RNA of Emys orbicularis (European pond turtle), 837 nucleotides long. RefSeq names its product arylamine N-acetyltransferase 2-like. The record is from RefSeq and is a predicted model, not a curated record. The coding region runs from base 1 to 837 and encodes 278 amino acids. Gene Ontology annotation, molecular function: arylamine N-acetyltransferase activity. NCBI's taxonomy places the organism in Eukaryota, Metazoa, Chordata, Testudines, Emydidae. The transcript has a single exon.